Messenger RNA from Scophthalmus maximus (turbot), 2404 nucleotides. Its product is annotated as GTPase IMAP family member 9-like. The record is from RefSeq and is a predicted model, not a curated record. Bases 339 to 1406 code for a protein of 355 amino acids. Gene Ontology annotation, molecular function: GTP binding. The transcript is spliced from 2 exons. NCBI's taxonomy places the organism in Eukaryota, Metazoa, Chordata, Actinopteri, Pleuronectiformes, Scophthalmidae.
AUUUGAGUACGACUCAUCAUAGGGUGAUGAUUACAAUUAACGGUGGUGACAUCUUAGUGAACAGCUGUUUGCUGUUUGCUGUUUUUUUCCUCUUUGGUUUUGUAGUUUCACUGGUUUGUUUAGUUUUCAUAGUGGGAUGCGGCGCGGAGCAUCGCUCUGCUCAUUCCAGGACCGCGACAGACAGCUGCUCCGAUGAUGACGGCGCUUUGGUGGCAAAUUAAUUGACAGUGGAAAUCAAAAAGUGCAUCUGAGUCGGAGCGAAAACACACGGAAUCUCACGAGUAUCUUCAUUUACCGAAUUACCCCAAGGCUUUUUAUCCCAGCUUCACCGACACAGGAUGUCAUCCUCCGAAAAUGCUGCGUCACGUGAAGUCGGUGAAGCGUCAGCACCAUCGUCAGAGGCCGACCCCCUGAGGCUCGUUCUGUUGGGCAGGACAGGAACAGGCAGGAGCUCCUCGGGCAACACCAUCCUGGGCAGGACCGCCUUCUGUGUCGACACCUCCCCAUCUUCUGUGACCACACAGUGCAGCAGACGGACCGGGACAGUAAACGGGCGCAGCAUCUCUGUGAUCGACACGCCAGGGUUCUCCCACACACUGCUGCCCCCUCGGGAGGUCAUGGCAGAGGUGGGCCGGUGCGUUGUGCUGUCCUCGCCGGGUCCCCACGCCUUCUUGGUGACCCUGCGGCCCGGCAGGUUCACACAGGAAGAGAGGGACACCUUGGGGUGGAUCAAGGCAACAUUCGGGCCGAAAGCCACCAGCUUCGCCGUUGUGCUGUUCACCUGGGGGGACCAGCUGCGGGGCAAAUGCACCAAAGACUUCCUGGAGGAGAGCAAUGAGCUGCAGGAGUUUGUCAGCAGCUGCCAAGGAGGCUAUCAUGUCUUUGACAACAGUGAACAGGACAAGACCACAGGCUGCACACAACAGGUCGUACAGCUCCUGAAGAAGGUAGACAAGAUUGUGGCGGACAAUGGAGGCGGUGUCUAUAGCAACGAGAUGUUUAAGGAGGCCGAGAGGGCCAUCGGGGAGGCACAAGAGAGGAUUCUGGGAGAAAGGGGACAAAACUUGGAGUCUCCUCAGAAGGUGGCUGAAGUCAUAGAGGAGCAGGGGCCAGAGUUAGAGAGGAGGAGGAGUAGGAGGGAGGAGGAAGAGGCCAGGACCAGGGCCGAGAGGCUCUUCUGGUGCGAGCUGGGGACUGCGCUGGGGAAAGGUGCUGCCGAGGGGGCAGGCAUCAUGGGGAAGGACAAAGGGAAAGGGAAAGCUGUGAAGACGGUGAAGGUGGUGGAGAGGGCAGCAGCUCUGGCAGCAUCGCCGCUCUCCAUCAGUUCAGCUGCGAAGGCGGUGGGAGGCGCUGUGAGAGAGGGAAGCAAGGUGUUGUACAAGCACCGCAAAACAUUCCUGCACUGAUGGGAUUCUCGAUCUGCGAGGAAAUGCGGUGGUUUCUUUCCAGGAUACAAAGAAAUAGAGGGUCUGGUCUUUUAUGAACAUAGAGGUGAUUAAUUGUGAAAUAACUGCCACUGUGUAUUAUUCAUCUAAUUCUAUCAUUCUUUAACGCUGCCACAAUGCACCAGUAUGUUUAGACCAUACUGUUAAUGUGUGUGUGUGUGUGUGUGUGUAAGGGGAGUGUGCAGAGAGAAACGUAAACAUCCUGGUAUGUGUCAGUCCUCGUGAAUGGGCAAUAUAGAACAAAACCACACCUUUGAGUUGAGUGAAGCCGCAUGUUAUAAUAAAAGUAAUGUCAUAGAAAUGGUGUGCGAUUCAACUCCCUGUCAGUAACACAUUUAACAGUUUUAAUCAAAACCUUUCCAGAAAUUCAAGACGCUUUAAUGCCAUUUUCCCAUUUUUACUCACUGACACAACAGGAGAGGUACGACAAAACUCCACAAUAAUGUUUAGCCCUUUUUUUCCUCCCAUGAAGAAAUACAUUUUAAUACAAAAAGACGACGCAGAAUAGGAAACACUCAAAAGUUAACAUUCUCUGCGAUAAGUAAAAUAAUGUUUGCACAUAAUAGACAGUUAUUUAUGAAGUGUCUCAUUACAGAACCACAGGAGGAAGACACUGUGGAAGAUUAUAGAGAACACAUUAACAAAUACUACAAUUUUUUACUAGAAAUGUCGGGGAAGACUGAGUUUGGCAAAUGUGGUGGUGAAUAGAAGUGUCUGGGCACUCUUUUAGCUUCAACACUGGAUCUGGGUCUGAAAACUAAAGCUGCACACAAUUUGACAGAGUGCUGUACAAAAAUGCUUCUGUCAACUUCAGGCACAUUUUUGUGAAUUCAUCCUCUCGCUACCUAAAAGGGAAAAGUAAGGACAAAUACAGUUUCCAAAGUGUUAUUCACUCAGGGACACACUUCAAGUGUCACGUUUGCAUUUUAUAAAAUAAAAAAAAAAGCAUCACAAACUUA